Messenger RNA from Pecten maximus, 2053 nucleotides. RefSeq names its product DBH-like monooxygenase protein 1. The transcript has 12 exons. The record is from RefSeq and is a predicted model, not a curated record. Gene Ontology annotation, molecular function: copper ion binding; dopamine beta-monooxygenase activity. Bases 57 to 1802 code for a protein of 581 amino acids. Gene Ontology annotation, cellular component: secretory granule membrane. NCBI's taxonomy places the organism in Eukaryota, Metazoa, Mollusca, Bivalvia, Pectinida, Pectinidae. Gene Ontology annotation, biological process: norepinephrine biosynthetic process; dopamine catabolic process; octopamine biosynthetic process.
AGUAUACUUAUAUAAGCAGACAGCGACCAAGGAGAAGGGUAGUGAAGAGGUCAACGAUGAAACUGACCGCAUUCGUCUGUUUGCUGACUUUCUGCUGGGUUGAAGCUUCGGUAUCGAGGCCGACGCCAACGCGCCAUUUUGACCAUUAUGUCCAGCUGGAUGCCACUGGUCAGUACUGGCUAUUUUGGACCACCAAUGACACUCACGUGACCUUUGAGACUCACGUGAACACGCAGGGAUAUAUUGGAUUCGGAAUCUCCCCGAAUGGCAAGAUGUUCCCUGCUGACGUCAUCGUGGGCGGUGUCAAGGACGGCCAAACCUACUUCAAGGACUAUCACACCACUGAACAUGCCCCACCGGUCGUUGACCAAUCACAAGACUGGUUUCUCAUCGCUGGCAAGGAAACCGCUUCCGGUACUGUCCUUACCUUUGUGCGCAAACUCAACACAUGUGACAGUGCUGGUGAUAUGGUUAUUACGGAUGACACAACCAGGAUUAUCUUCUCCUACCACCCGGACGAUGUGACGAGUUAUAUCCCCUACCACGGCGCCACCAGGCGGGGAACGAAGAGCGUCAUGCUAUUAUCUUCUUCUCUGACAGCCGAUGAUGUCAAUAUACCUAGUGACACAGUCACGUUUGACUUCGUUCAUGACAAUUAUCACGUUCCGUCUGACACCACGACCUACUCGUGUCGAGCAUUUAAGUUACCUCCCUUGGCUUCAAAACAUCACAUGAUCAAGUACGAACCAAUCGUAACACCCGGGAACGAACUAAAUACUCACCACGUGCUCAUCUUUAAAUGUCCUAAACCAGCGUCUGAACUAGCCUCAUACGAUGGCGCCACCUUUCGGUGCGAAAAGCACGCCACCGUACCGGAAGCACUUCAUGAUUGUAUUACCCAGGUCGUUGUAGCAUGGGCCAUUGGUGGAGAGGCGUUUUACUACCCCCCUGAUGCCGGGUACUCUCUCGGUUCCCAUGGUGAUCCAGAUUUCUUUGUGAUGGAGACCCAUUACGACAAUCCAAUGGCUAAAGCGGAUAUUGUCGAUAGUUCCGGUAUCCGAAUCACCAUGACUCCAACACUCCGAACACACGACGCCGGAUUACUACAAAUUGGAUUAGCUGUUGGUAAAAACCACAUUAUCCCUCCUUUUGAACCCGCCUUUGUCUCUGAAGGAUUUUGUCCCUCUGAACUUCUGGGGAAGGGAGUACCAACAGAGGGAAUAGAAGCAUUCGCUAUUCUACAACACUCCCAUCUCUUGGGGAAGGAAAUGACCACACGUCACUAUCGGAACGGAAGGGAAAUCAAACCAUUGGCAACCGACAAGCAUUACGAUUUUGACUUCCAAGACAUGCGCUAUCUUCCAAAGAAAAGAAAGAUAUUCCCGGGUGACAAGCUGGAAGUGAAAUGUGUUUACGACACCAGACACAAACGGGGAUUAACCUUUGGAGGUCUCUCCACCGAAGAGGAGAUGUGUUUGUCCUUUAUCGCCUACUAUCCACGUAUGCACCUGGAGUUAUGUCAAAGUCUUCCACUCUAUAACACCGUAACACCUGAUUAUACAAAAAGUGUGCCUAUUCUCAAAUCAUGGAACUGGACGGACCCAACCGUUCGGUCAAAGUUCAGGACAGCUCUAGACAACUCAAUGCAUUAUCACUAUGGUAUUGGAGACAACCAGGAAGUCAGUGGAAACGUAAUGACAACAGAGCACGCGACAAACUACCCGUAUGUUGAACCAGAGGACACCACAUGCCACUAUCACUCCGGUCCGCUCUCAGGUCUUGGCUUCCUGGGCAAGAAGUGAUUACAUUUAUGACCUUUGCGAAAGUGACUUUAAUUUCAACAUAGGAUGUCCGUCUCGACUGACAGGAUGGAUCGUUAAUAUAAGUUAUAUUCAAAGUUAGGGAAUAUCUAUAUCUUGUUGAACUAUUUUGAGCUACGCCUUGAUUACAAAUCAUUUCAGGUGAUUUUUGUUGAUAUUAGCCACUGUAAACAGAAAAAAACUGUAUGAUCCAUAUGUGACAGUUAUUUCCGAAUAAACAAAUUAAUAAACUA